Messenger RNA from Gryllus bimaculatus (two-spotted cricket), 591 nucleotides. The record is from the annotation of a GenBank genome assembly. Lineage: Eukaryota; Metazoa; Arthropoda; Insecta; Orthoptera; Gryllidae.
AUGGGUUUGGGUCGUGAUGGUGGUGGACCCACUGCCCGAGGCGGCGCCCUCGCCCUGCGCGCCGCCGCCCCACGACGCAUGCGCAGGACUAACCGAGCAACGCCUCACACGACCGCCGCUGCGCUGCGCUGCGAUGGUUCUCUUGAGCUCUCGCUUCGCUGGUUGGGAGAGGAUAUUGGGGACGGUAUAAGGGGCGGCGCCGGCGAGAAAUCGAAGCAGGCGAAGCGACCGAAACUCAGCCUCCGAUGGAGCAGAACUCUCUCCGUCCACGUGGGCUCGCCUAUAUUAACGAGUGCACAGAGCCAAACCUCAGUUGGGUGCACCAAAAACUUGCGCCACACGUUGACGAAGGCUGCGACUUUAUUUCCUUGGGUGAACUGCGGCUUCACGGGGGGCGAUCUGAUAGGAUUGAGUGCCACGAUUCACCGCCGAUUCUCAAUCGAUAAGAUCGCUCCUGCGAUCAGGCAAAACCAGACCGUUGGUGCGCCAGAACGGGGACUUUGUGGUCCCCAGCGCUUUGUGCUGCACCGCUUUCAAAAGUCAGGAGCUGGCGAAUUGCCACAAUCAAACCAUCUGCAAUCGGAGGAUAGU